CAAUUUUAGAAAUUUUAUAUUUUGCCUGUCUCUUUAGUCUUUAACAAUGACCUGUAAAACACAACCUGUAUCCAUCCCAUAUGAAAAGAAAGAAAUCCAGGGAUAUGUCACAACUGUUUCAAACCCGGUAACUGGUAUCAUUCUAACUCAUGGAGCUGGAGGAGACGCCAAUUCAGCUAACCUCGACAUUCUGGCAGAUCAUCUUGCUGAUAAGGGAUUCCUGGUGCUGAGGUUCACUUGUAAAGGAUUGAAUAUCAGAUACCGGGUCAAAGUCUUCAAGGCUGUCUUGGAAUGGUUUAGAAAAGCAUAUCCACUUACUAGCUGCUUUUUGGCAGGUCGCUCCAUGGGAUCCCGUGCUGCAGUGAUAACAGCAAAUGAAACAAUUGGGGACACAUUCAUUCAAGGAGUCAUCUGCUUGGCGUAUCCUCUACAGAAAUCACAGAAUGAUGUCAGCAAAGACCGAGAACAACCACUAAGGGAUCUAGGCUGCCCAGCCUUAUUAAUAAGUGGUUCGCUAGAUGACAUGAUGUCACAAACCAGAAUCAAAGACAUCAGCAGAGACAAUGAUAAAUUGGAGAUAUUUUGGGUUGAUGGAGCAGGUCACUCUUUGAAAAAGAGAAAAAACGAUAUGUCAUCAGUGACUUUAGUGAACGAGACAAUGUCAGCUUGGUGUAAGAAGAUCACAGGGGCAAAACCAGAAAACAGCGUGUCAGUGGAUAAUGGAAUUACCAAAGGCAAACUUAAAAUUUCAGUCGAGGUUUUGCCUGGCAAACAGAAAAGGAAAUUUGAUUCUCUUGCAGACAGGAAAGUACAGAGGAAAAGAAAAAGAUGAUUCGAGUUUUCUAACACGUUUGGUGUCCAGGAUACCAUUGUGAUGUACUUGGCUACAGCACCACAAUGACUUGGUCAUCAAAUCUUGGACUUGGACCAAAACCCUAUCAAACACUGCCAACAGCCUUCAUUCACAAGGUUCAAAAUUAGUUAAUCAAUAAUGUAUUUGUUCAAUCUUGAAA
This is a messenger RNA of Lineus longissimus, 1013 nucleotides long. RefSeq names its product testis-expressed protein 30-like. The transcript is spliced from 4 exons. NCBI's taxonomy places the organism in Eukaryota, Metazoa, Nemertea, Pilidiophora, Heteronemertea, Lineidae. Bases 47 to 832 code for a protein of 261 amino acids. The record is from RefSeq and is a predicted model, not a curated record.